Messenger RNA from Megalops cyprinoides (Indo-Pacific tarpon), 3985 nucleotides. RefSeq names its product serine/threonine-protein phosphatase 6 regulatory subunit 3-like. Bases 418 to 3207 code for a protein of 929 amino acids. Gene Ontology annotation, cellular component: nucleus; cytosol. Gene Ontology annotation, molecular function: protein phosphatase regulator activity; protein phosphatase binding. The record is from RefSeq and is a predicted model, not a curated record. The transcript has 26 exons. NCBI's taxonomy places the organism in Eukaryota, Metazoa, Chordata, Actinopteri, Elopiformes, Megalopidae.
UUAAUGUCGCAGGCAGUCGAACGAGCGAGGAGUUGACUGUGCUUACCCGUCUGAGUGACACUGAAACUGUCCAACCAUAAGUCUGAAAAUACGGGCGUCAGACCUAAUUUAGCCAAUGGACGUCGGACACUGCGUUUGAGUGAUAGAUAUGGCCGCGCUGUGGGGGGAAGGGGUAGUUGAAGUUGAUAGUACCGCCAUCUUGAAAAGUGCCGUCUUAUGGUGUGCAUUGAUUGUUUUGUGGGGCCGAGGUCUUUUCUGCUGCAUGUGUCCUGUGUCCAAGGGGUUCUGUGCUUGCCGCUGCCUUGAAAGCCUGUAAUGGGCAAGAACUCACCAAGAGCACAAGCAUUAUUUUAUUUUUGAUUAGAGUUUUACCCACAGGUUACUGCCUCAACCAGCGGCAGCAGCAGCACCGGCACCAUGUUCUGGAAGUUUGAUCUACACACGACGUCCCACAUCGACACCCUCCUGGAGAAGGAGGACGUGACCCUGACGGAGGUGAUGGACGAGGAGGACGUCCUGCAGGAGUGCAAGGCCCAGAACCGCAAGCUGGUGGACUUCCUGGUGCGGCCGCAGUGCAUGGAGGACCUGGUCACGUUCAUCACCCAGGAGCCCUCCGACGACAUGGACGAGAAGAUCAAGUACAAGUACCCAAACAUAUCCUGUGAACUCCUCACCUCUGAUGUGGGACAAAUCAAUGACAGACUGGGUGAGGAUGAAAGCUUGCUGAUGAAGCUCUACAGCUUUCUGCAGAAUGAGCCCCCUCUCAACCCUCUGCUGGCCAGCUUCUUCAGCAAGGUGCUGAGCAUUCUCAUCAGCAGGAAGCCCGAACAGAUUGUGGAGUUCCUGCGAAAGAGGGAGGACUUUGUGGAUCUCAUGAUCAAACACAUAGGGACCUCGGCCAUUAUGGACCUGCUGCUGAGAAUGCUGACCUGCAUCGAACCUCAGCAGCUAAGGCAAGAUGUUCUAAACUGGUUGAAUGAGGAGAAAGUUAUCCAGCGGCUCAUAGACAUGGUACAGCCAUCUCAGGAUGAAGACAGGCACUCGAACGCGUCCCAGUCACUGUGUGAAAUAAUCCGGCUCAGCAGAGACCAGAUGUUCCAAGUGCAGGGCUGCUCAGAGCCAGACCCCUUACUGGCCACACUGGAAAGACAAGAGACAGUGGAGCAGUUUCUGUCCAACAUCUUUGACAAAGAGAAGAACGAAUCGGCUAUAGUCAGUGUUAUCCAGAUACUGUUGACGCUUUUUGAGACACGAAGGCCUGCUUUCGAAGGGCACUUGGAGAUCUGCCCCCCUGGAAUGAACCACCCCUCGUUCUCAGUCAAUCAGAGCGUGCUGGAAGCAGUCAGACCCAGGCUCAAACACUUCCACCAACUGCUGCUGGAGCCCCCAAAGACGAACGUCCUGAAAACUACAUGGGGAGUGCUGGACCCCCCGGUGGGAAACACUCGCCUGAAUGUGGUCCGUCUCGUGGCCAGCCUUCUGCAGGCAAACACGCACAUCAUCAACCUGGAGCUGAUUGAUCUCAACACUGUUGGAGUCAUACUUGAUAUGUACUUUAAAUAUAUAUGGAAUAAUUUUCUGCACAUACAAGUAGAGAUCUGCACUGCGCUUAUCCUUGCCAUGCCCCCUGCUCAAAGUGAAAACCCUGAGAUCAACACGGACAACGAUCAAGAGCCGGUCAGGGAAAACCUCCUGGUCAAACACCUGUUUCAGAAGUGCCAGUUAAUCCAGAGAAUACUUGAUGCGUGGGCCUCCAAUGAAAAGGAACAGGCCGAGGGUGGACGACGAAGAGGGUACAUGGGCCACCUGACCAGAAUAGCCAAUUCCAUUGUGCACAACAGUGAUAAGGGGCCCAACAGUGCACUAAUACAGCAGCUCAUUUCAGAGCUUCCUGAGGAUGUGAGGGAAAAAUGGGAGGCUUUCUUGUCUGGCCCACUAGCAGACACAAACAAGAAAAACACUGUAGACUUGGUGAAUACGCACCAUAUUCACUCGUCCAGUGAUGAUGAGGUAGACUUCAAGGACAGUGGAUUUCACCAGGAUUCAUCCUUACAACAAGCCUUUUCUGAUUAUCAGAUGCAACAAAUGACGUCCAAUUUUAUUGAGCAGUUUGGCUUCAAUGACGAGGAGUUUGCUGAUCAGGAUGAUGUCGUGGAUAUUCCCUUUGAUAGAAUAUCAGACAUCAAUUUUUCCUUGAAUACAAAUGAAAGCGCAAACAUAGCCCUCUUUGAAGCCUGCUGUAAGGAGAAAAUCCAGCAGUUCGAAGACACUGGAUCUGAUGAGGAGGACAUUUGGGACGAGAAAGAUGUCACCUUCGCUCCGGAGGCCCAGAGACGUCCUCGGAGCUCAGGCAGCACCGACAGCGAGGAGAGCACAGAUUCUGAGGAGGAGGACGUGAAGCGAGACCCUUUCGCACCGAGCAACACCAACUCUGACGACAGAAUGGAAGUCGAUACCGGUGAAGCACCCACAUGGACAGCCAACUUUGAUGACAUCCCCAUGGAGACCGGCAGCUCCACAGCGGCAGGAACACCAGCCGCCACAGCGUCCGCGCCCGCAGUCCUGCCUGAGCCCGAGGGGUGGAGCUCGCCCAAUCCUUCCUCAGCAAAGGAGACAGGCUGGGCUGACUUCAGCAGCUUCUCAGCAACCGUGAGUCCCAGAGAUCCUCUGAGGAGCUCCUCACCUGUGGCCAUGGAGACCAGCACAGAGCCUGCAGACCCCCUGGGUGUCAACGCACUGUCACAUCCAGAAGUGAUGGAGGGUUGGCCUGGGGAGGAGACAUCCCAUUCGGCCGUGUCGCCUGGGGGGAAGGGGGACGGUGGCCCGGAUGCAGAGGACGAGCCGGCCACGGACCCCGUCACCGAGACCGUCACCAACGGCUUGAUGAAGGAAACUGUCAGCCUUACUGUCGAUGCCAAAACCGAAACUGCUGUUUUCAAGAGAGUGUUGAAAUCCUGUCGCGAGGAGGAGAAGCUGUCUACCUCUGAAGACGUGUCUGCUAAGUACGCCGUGGCAGAGAGCGCAGAGCCAGACACGAGUCUCGCCCCGUCAGCCCAGACUGCCAGCAACUGUCAGAAACCGAGUGUGAAACAUGUAGAAGACAAAGUAAAAUCUCCAAGUGAAGCUUUCAAUGGUCCUCUCGAAGAAGAAGCCAAAGCAGACCAGCGAGUGCCCUCACCUGAGGCAGCGGUGAAUGGGCCGGCGUGACGGGCAGCGCUGGGCGUCCCACAUCUGUCCCACACAGCUCACCUCCAGGGGGUUCCAGUAGGGGGCAGUGCAAGCUCAAAGCCAGAGCCACCACUGCGCUGACUUCAGCAGAUCAGGACCAGCAAUAUUCAUACUUAGGUUUUACAGACAGUUGUACAGAAACUUUGAACUGUAUGAAAAGAAAGCAACAAACACACUCAAAUGGAUACAUAGAAAGGUUUUUUUUUUCCCAUUUGUUUAUAUACUAUUGUUCUAAUGAAAUGACCUGUCUGUUAUUUUGCCACUCAAAGGUAAUAGUAAUGUUGCUAUAGUUAAAAAAAGAUUGUAUGAAUAAAGUAUUUUAUAAAAAAGAAAAUGUAUACAUAAACUGAAAAAUAUAUACCUGAAUUAUCCCAAUUGGAACAUGUUAUGUGACCAAAAAAUGAAGCUGUUUUUAAUAGGGUGUCCUCUUGCACAGAAUGGAUAUUUAAUUACCUUCCAAUUUAAAGCAACAGCUACCAGGAAAUAUGUUAAUCUGCAGUUUAUGUUGGUCUGUUUUUCCUUAAGGUAAUUAUUAGGGAAAUGUAUCAUUAUAAAUAUACAACAAAGGGUUUUUGCUACAGGUAUUAUUUGUAAAUGUUUCUUGUAUCCUUUAAAUAUGAGCAAGAUUUGAAAACCUUUGGUAUAGUUUUUAACUUUAUUUAUUAUUGAACAGUAGUUAAUGUUAUGUUUCUGAAAGAGCCAUACGCUUGUUCUCCGGCUUGAAAAAAUUAAACUGUUCAAACUGUAAGGUGAAGAA